AUGCGAGGUAAGUUCCAAAAGUCUGAUUACUCACCAUAUCAGUUGAUUUUCCGAAACGAAGCCGAGAAGAUGCUAAAACUUUGGCAGUACUACCCGAUAUUUAUCCUGGUCCUUGGCCAGAGCCAGGCUGAUGUCUUUGACGAGUGCAACGGAGCCGAUAGAUUCAGCUUUGUUGAGUCGCCCAAGAGUUGUGCACAUUACAUAUAUUGCGAUGGAGAUGACUCAUACGAUGGGGAAUGUGAGGACCGCGAGUACUUCAGUGCGGAGUUGCAAUUGUGCGAGCCCAUGGGCGAUAUAGAUUGCCGCUCGGGCUUGCCCAUACCGGCAGAGUCCACAAAUAAUACACCAAACUCUGAGAGCGCGCCGGCUCCGUCCGAGAAUAAUUCCGGACCAGAAACAGAGGUGGUUAGCUCCACCGUAGCCACUACUUUAAGCACUACAGUGGCUCCUCCGGGUCCAUCGGUAACUGUGACAUCCCGCCCCCCAACUAACGAAACUGGAGGCACUAUCUCCACAGGACUCUACCCCAGCAUAGAGGUGGCCGUGACCACUCUGUGCCCCAGGCAGGACAAUCAGAGCCGUAUCGUAUUGAUGCCAAAUAGAAACUCCUGCUCGGACUAUUUCAUUUGCUAUCAGGGGGAUCCUCUUCCCAUGAGCUGUGCGGCCAGUCUGCACUUUAAUUCCCGUUCUGGCAAAUGCGAUCAUCCCGAGAAUGUCAAAUGCUUGUCAAUGAGUUCCAAUCCACGAGAGCAGUGCAAACGGCAUACCAUCGAUGUGUAUCCUCAUCCGGAUAAUUGCAAUUAUUUCUACCAAUGCCGUCUGGGUUUCUUGAUUGUCCAGCAGUGUCCUUUCUUCUAUGGAUGGGACUACGAGAAACGAUCCUGCGUAGCUCUAAGUCAAGCUAAAUGUUAUAAUAAAGUGCAACAGAGGUUAUCGAAAUAAAUUAAUAUAUUACCGAAAGAGAUUUAUG
Messenger RNA from Drosophila ananassae, 970 nucleotides. RefSeq lists its product as uncharacterized. NCBI's taxonomy places the organism in Eukaryota, Metazoa, Arthropoda, Insecta, Diptera, Drosophilidae. Bases 1 to 942 code for a protein of 313 amino acids. The record is from RefSeq and is a predicted model, not a curated record. Gene Ontology annotation, cellular component: extracellular region. The transcript has 2 exons. Gene Ontology annotation, molecular function: chitin binding.